AUCAGCUGUGCUGUAUGAUUGCAGAAACCCACAAGAUAACCAUCGAAUAUGGCGGUUUAGUGGUGAGGUUGAAAGAGUAACCUGGAAUCAUUUUUCACCUUGUAAUUUCUUAGCAAGCACGGAGGAUGGCUUUGUGUACUGUCUGGAUGCUCGUUCUGAUAAGCCACUGUUUACUCUGAAAGCUCACGAUGAAGAGGUGUCAGGGCUACAACUAAGCAGUCAGAUCAAAGGGUGCCUUGUGACAUCAUCUGCUGACAAAUACGUGAAAAUCUGGGAUAUUCUGGGAGACAAACCAAGUUUAAUCCAUUCCAGGAAUAUGAAAAUGGGUGCUCUCUUCUGUGCAGCUUGCUGCCCUGACUUCCCGUUUGUUUUUGCCUUUGGAGGACAGCGAGAAGGGCUGCGUGUUUGGGAUAUAAGCAAGAUUUCUGCAGUGAAUGAAGUUUUUGGCAACAGAGAGAGACAUGUUCUGGCUAGUGCCAGCUCUGUGGCUUGCAACUCCAUGGCUGGCGGUAGCAGCAACGAUUCAGAGACAGCGAUGGAAUCAUGAUGGACCCAAGAUCACAAAAUCAAAGUAAUUAAUGGGACUCCGACUAAUGUGCAUUCUGCAAAUACCCGUUUGCUGAGAGUUCAGAAAUUACUUGACUGUCUUGCAGUCUGCAGGCUGCUUCAUCUCAGACAAAGAAACAUGGUGACAUGGUUAAGCUCUAACUCAACAGUUCUAAGUUCCUGCCUCUUACUACUGGCUUUGAAAGAUCAAAGCACUUGCUUUUGCCUG
Molecule: messenger RNA, 775 nt
Organism: Antrostomus carolinensis (chuck-will's-widow)
Lineage: Eukaryota; Metazoa; Chordata; Aves; Caprimulgiformes; Caprimulgidae
Gene: PWP1
Product: PWP1 homolog, endonuclein
Exons: 5
Biological process (GO): rRNA processing
Cellular component (GO): nucleus
Molecular function (GO): protein binding
Source: RefSeq, a predicted model, not a curated record